This is a messenger RNA of Drosophila nasuta, 5254 nucleotides long. RefSeq names its product VWFA and cache domain-containing protein CG16868. Gene Ontology annotation, cellular component: voltage-gated calcium channel complex. The record is from RefSeq and is a predicted model, not a curated record. The coding region runs from base 134 to 4591 and encodes 1485 amino acids. Gene Ontology annotation, molecular function: voltage-gated calcium channel activity. NCBI's taxonomy places the organism in Eukaryota, Metazoa, Arthropoda, Insecta, Diptera, Drosophilidae. The transcript is spliced from 5 exons.
CCUAUCGGCCAUCUUCAAUGUUUAUCGGUCACCACAAGUUCCAAAGAAAAAAAUAUACGAGAACUUUAAGAAAUUUUUAUCCUAAAUGACGCGGUAAUUGUUGCUAAUUUUAGCCAACCAGGAAAGUGGCAAGAUGUGGAAGGGCAACAUGUUGCUUCUGCUCCUGGUGGCAGCUGCACAAACAACGUCAAGUGGCGGCAGUGGUGAAAAUGUUCCUCCUCUACCUCUAAACAUAAGCAAAAACACAACCACAACCACAACAAAUGAAACCACAACUAGCAAUAUUAACAAAGUGCCUACGACCAUUAUUACUGGCUCUGCCACUGCUGGUGCUACUGCAGUUAACUAUAUGCCACUGCAGCAGACACCAGCAAACAUUUUCUUUGUCAACUAUAAUCAGCAGAAUGUCAUGCAGCUAAGAAGCAAUGUAGAGAGCAAUCUGCAUAGCAUACGUAAAUUUGAAAUGCUUGUGGCUAAGAUACAGGAAAUUUUCGAUUCCAUACACUUUGCCAGCGCAGUAGCAACAAGAUUAACCUCUGUCAACGCCAACGAGAGCGUGCAGCAGGAUCUGCAGGCAUUUAGUCAGCGUUUGGGACGCAAGCUGCAACGAGCCACUCAUGUGGUGCUAGAGCUGCGCGAUCUAUUGCGUUUUAAUUUGAGCAAAGUGCUAAUGCCGCAGCACAUCUACGAUGAUGAUGGCGACGAUGAGUUGGAAAAUGAAUUUGAUUUCGAGACGGAUGAAAUGGAUAGCAGUAGCCGAGCAACUGCGAGUAAAGAGCAGCAGCACAAGCAUCUCUAUUUGAAUACACAAAUCGUAAGCUGUCAACCGGACUACGAGAGCAAUAAUGUGGAUGCAACGUCAACUGGGUCGGGUGCGGUGCACUACAACAAACAGCAGAUACAAAUCCUUAACUAUCUGAAGUCGGAUGAAACAUCGCGCGUCACAUUCCUUAACGAGAAUAAUGGACGAUCACGCGAUGCCAACGCCUACAUAGCUGAUCAAUUGAAUUUGCUGAAGCAGCGUUUGAGCAAGAGCCAAAGUGACACUGAUGCCAAUAGCAACAUUAAUGGCAAAUCCAGCAGUAGUAGCAGCAUCAGUCACUUCAAGAACGUUUACUUUUUAUCCAGCAGCGAUGGAGCUGCCGCCAGCUCACAGUUUCGACAGCUUUAUGUUUCUGCCAUUAAACGCAAGUUCGUUAUGCUGCUCAUCGACAUUGGCUCUGCUAUGAAUGCGGAGCUAUUUGACAUCACCAAGAAUUUUAUUCAAGAACUGUUGAUGUUGCUGGAGGACACCGACUAUAUGUCAAUUGUGACAGUUUCUAAUGAGGCGGAUGCUUUCCCCGCUGAAGCUGAACACGGCAUUUACAGCACGACCCGUGCUCAUAAGGAUGAGAUACUUAACUAUGUGAACAACCUGAGCUUGGCACGUGCUUUAACCAAUCAUACGUUGGGCUUUGAAUACGCAUUCCAGAUGCUGCAUCGUCUGCAGCAAGCAAAGUUGAUUAACACCUCGGAGCAGCCUAUUGAAUUUGUGUAUGUAACACGUGGUCUGCUCACCAAUUUAUCGGAUGCCAUGUAUGUGUUGCGUGCACUAGCUCAAGGCCAGAGUCGUCUGUCCUCGCCAGUAAUUAUAAACACAUGUGCCGUGGUGCUGGAUGAAAAGCGCAUCAUGUAUGAAAAACAGUUCCUAAGCGAUGUGGCCACCCAGAACUAUACAAAGUUUGACAUCGAUGUGCGCAAUUGGCUAACACCCGGACAGGAAGAGCAGCUGGCUGGUCGUUUCUUUGUGUUGAAUAAAAUGCAUUCUGAGACCAUUCCUAAAACAAGCAGUCAAGUCUUUAGUCAGCUAUUUGCAGAACGUUUUCUGACUGAUACACUGCAAGUGCAUCAGCCCGUUGUGGAUCCAGAUAGCGGAGAUGUGCUUGUUUCCAUUACGCACGCUGUGGCGCCUUAUGGUGUGGUAGGCGUCAAUUUGUAUUUGGCUGAUUUGCUUGAGGAUCUGUUGAACUAUCCAAAUGCUUCGCCGGCCGCCAAGCAAGGUUAUAGUUAUGCCUUUCUCUUGGAUCGCAGCAGUGGCAAUACUUUGGCGCAUCCGGCAUUCCCGCGUCCGCUUAUUCAGCGUGAAACCGCUUAUCCUGUGAACAUUGCUUAUUUGGAGAAUGCCACAGAUUUCGCCAGCAUCCGACAUCGAUUGUUGCAUGAGGAGCGUGGCAAUGCCACUACUGGCAUCUAUUUAGGACGGCAACAUUUGCAGCGCACCUAUCACUGGCAAUCAGUGCUAGGCAUCUAUGUGCUGUGUAUGGUCAGCACUGCUAGUAUCAGCGCUAGUGGCUUUCAUAAUGCUUCUGCCCAGCUGCAGCUGCAGCGAUACAAUCUGAAAGACACUGUGAGCAGCUAUGAGCCAGGCUAUUAUGGUGACAGCAUGGAUCUAUUAUACCAUCGCUUGGAUCUAAUGCAAAAUGUCGGCGGCGCCAAUGGCGCGCCAACCACUUGUCGCUACUUUAGGCAAUUGGCUACGAUGGACGCCCCCACAUUGUUCCUUAGCGCCGCCGCCUUUGAGUCGCCGUUUGCCUUUCUGCACAACAAUCGACCGCGUACACAGCUGCGACAUGUAGAGUCCAUCAUGGCCUAUCUACGGGACACGAGUGGCCUGCUGGCCAAUCCCGGUCUGCGGCCACGCAUUCGCCACGAGGUGGGCGUGCUGUAUCAGGCAAUGCUGCACCUGCGACGUCGACAUCAGGACACGACGGGACCGCUGCGUGGUCAUAUCAUAAGGCGUUACAUUGCGAGUGUUAGCGGCGUGCUGCAAUUGUAUCCGGGCUGUUUGCUCAGCAAUAGUUAUGAUGCCACACGACGCCCGUGGUUUCGUCAGGCGAUGGCACAGCCAGGCCGUAUUGUGAGCACAGCGCCGUAUCUGGAUGCGGGAGGAGCUGGUUAUAUUGUGACCAUUGCGCAUACGAUAUUCGAGGGUAAGGCGCAUGCGAUGCAUUCGGCGCAGCAGGAUCGACCCGUGGGCGUGGUUGCCUUGGAUGUGCCCUAUGCCUUCUACUAUCGACUCAUCUUGGACAGCACGCCGUUGUGCCAGCUGCCGCAUAUGAAAUGUCUGCUGUUCGAUCACGAAGGCUACCUGCUGGCCCACCCCAGCAUGAUGGAAGUUUCAACGCUUUCGCGCAAUCAACGUCGCCCGCACGAGCAUCUGACGCACAAGGAAUCGUAUCUGGCCAACGAUAUACUGAAUCAUGGGCAGCUGGUGCGCAAAUUGGGUUGUGCCAGCUAUCAGAAUCGCACAUUGCAACGUUACUACGCGUUCAACACGUCACUGACCAGCAUCUUGGGCAAUGUGGUGCACGGAGAGCGCACCAAAUACGCCAUUGCCUUGAUACGUGGCAGCAAUCUGUUUGCGGCCGUGCUGAAUUCCAGUUGUGAUGGCGGCGCCUUUUGUCCGUGCAGCACCAUUGAUCGUGUGUGCCUAAACUGCAAGCGCAUGGAUCAAACCGAUUGCGAGUGUCCCUGCGAGUGUCCCAUGCUGUCGAAUGCCUCGACCAUCGAUGCGGAGAGCUAUGCCAACUAUACACAACAGUUCCCGUACUGCGCUCCGCCCAGCGAGCAUUUCCUGGCGCUGCCACCAACCAAUCAGCUACUAAGUAUGCUGCCCAGUUGCCUCACCGGAGCCGGUGGCUGUGAGAUGCAUGCCACGCAGAGGGAGUGUCUCGGCAUGAUGGGCUGCGAGUGGUGUCAACAAGAUGUGGAGGGCAACAGCUUUGGUGCCGCCUUCUGCUCGACGCAAGCGGGCUGCUUCAAUGGUGUGCUGGCCUCGAUGACGCCCUAUGGAGAACUGGAUGAACUGGAAAUGCUAGCAGCGCACAAUCCGCAGCGGGAGCAGCAUGCCUACUCUGCAUUCGGGCCACUCGGUGGCGCCAUUGUGGUGCUGGCGAUGGUCAUUGGCAUUGCCAUACAUUGCUAUCGGCACAAUCUGGACAAUCAGACGCAGGAGCAGUUCUACGUGGACUCAGUGCAGGAGGAAAACUAUGGUCUGCCUUUGUCACGCUUCAAUUUCGAUGACUGCCAGGCGCACGACGAGCCGCCCAUGGGUGGCUAUGAUCACACAGCAGCACAGCGACAGCUUAUGCAUGCGGCGGAUAUAUCGCCAUAUCACAUGUCCAGUGGCAGCAGCUAUUAUCGCCGCCCACCGAAUGGUGAAUCGGAUCAUGGUUAUAGCACGAUGACACCGCAUGAAGAUAGCUCGGAUCAACAGUGCUUUACGCUGGCCGAGCCGCUGCUGUUGCACGACAAGCGGCACAGCAAAUCGGACACCAUGUCCAUAUCCACAUCCAUAUCGAGUCCCACAAAUCGCCAGCAGUCGAGCAGCAAUGCGCAUCCGUAUCUGAGCAAUCAGCCGGCGAACAAAACGGAGCGUUACAAGCAACAGCAGCUGCAGCAGGCGACACCAUCGCCAUGUCGUGGUGCAGGUGCAGCAGGUGCUGUGUAUGGGCAGACAACACUGCCGUUAGAUGCCGAGGAGCCGUCGCGUUCACACUACAUUCUGGCGCCGGUGACGGUGCAUCGGCAUAUGGAAACCGCCGAGUCGUAGUCCCAGUUAGUUUGUUAAGUUUCAAUUUAACCUUAAGAUGUCCGCUUGUUUGCCAAUUUGUGUAUUUUGUAUUUAGGAAUAUUUGCGGACGGUUCAACUGUCGCUCCCUCCUCCUCCAAUUGCAAUGGUUUGAAUAGCACUGCUCAGCCUGCAGCAGUAAUGCAAUGGUUUGAACAGCACUGCUCAGCGUGCAGCAGUGAUUGCAAUACACAAACACAUCACACUUACAUUAACGAAAUGCCAGCCAAUUUAGCCUUUAAGUCGUUUACAUAUAUAUAUAUAUAUCGUUACUUACUCUGCCAUUUUUUUAUUCGAUAUAGUACACAGACACACACAUUGUUGGUGCGGUGUACGAUAAUUUAUUGAAACAAGUAUUAUUAUUAUGCAGCUACUUCCAAUAUUUUUAGCAUUUACAACCUAGAUUUGUUAAGCACGAUAAAUCAACUAAUUAUGUACUUAUUAAGCGCAAGUAUGUUAACAAAAUACGACACCACACGAAACAAGAGUAUACUUUUUUGGUAAUAGCUAUUAAGUCCGUACAGUUACUAACUUUCGAUUUUAGUAAAUAAACGCGUAUUACUUGUACGAAGUAUGUUUUCAAUAAACAACAACAUCAACUACAAAAUUGCACCAAUGCGUAACUAAUAAAUUGAAAGUGCUCAA